UCGUUACGAGUGGAGCGUGAGUGACAUCCGGGUGAAAUGUCGGUGGUGUCCAUGACGAGGUCUCAGUCCCUGGUCGAACAGAAAAAGCUCCAGUGGGCUCGGGAACGAGAAGAACUAGCAAAUUUCUAUGGUUUAUGGGGAUCUCAGUACGCAGCGCAAACGUCACUGAGCAAAAACCAGUUCUUUUCUUCGACGGACUUGUAUCAAAGGGAUUUUGGAGCUGAGCACUGUACACCUGACUCUCCCUCUGAUUCAAAACAAGAGCAACAUAGCGUUCCCAAAAAACGUAGUCCAAGUCUCCCACCCAUCCCAUCAAAGGCUGCUGCGCGAAAGGAUAUGAAUUCAAUUGGAGACCAGGACGGUAACGGGGAAGACAACGGAGAGGAAACGUCUGGCUACAAUAGCGAUAACGGAGGAAACGAGGCAAAUCAAGAAUCGACGGAUUUGAAUCGAUUGCCGAGAUCAAACAGCCUUCAAAGGAGGUCAUCGGUAAAGAGCCUUAACGAAGGUCAGAGUGAGGUCAGUGCGCGGUCCUCUUGGGGUGAGAGGAUGAGGAUCAGCCAAAAUUGCAUGGUUGACAUUAAAUUCCCGCAACUGACGGGCGACGGCUCCGAGGUCCCUUAUUGGCUAGAAAAGAAACUGGACCAGAUGAGUUGCGAUUCACUCAGAGGGAGAGCAGAUGGGAUGCCGGCUAAACAUGUUGAAUUUAGGGGCAGCACGGAUACCAUAUGUUCUCAAGAUGGUAGUACCAGGUCCUUUAUUCGGGGGCAGAACGUACCUCUGACCGCUGAGGAAUUAAUUGAGAGGGAGAGAAGGCGACAGAGAGCGUUGGAACAUCAAAACGCAAUCAAAGAGCAGCUCACCGAGAAGGAGCAGAAAAAGCGAGAGGAAAAAGAGCGAAAGCUUCGAGAGGAGAUGGAAGAAGAAAUUCGUAUUCGAAAACAACAGGAAAUCGAGAGGAAACGGAUGGAGGCAGAGGAAUUCAAAAGAAGAUUCAAACAGGAGCAAGAAAUGCGAAAGGCGGAGGUGAUGCAGGAGGCCUUGCGGCAAGCGGAGCGGCUGGCGAAGGAGGCGAAGACCCGGCUGAAGAUCAAGCCAUUCCACUGCGACACCCCGACAGCGGCGGCGAUGCCAGGACCGACCAAGACGAGGAGAACGAAGCCGAAGCGGAGUCACCCGCAACCGCCUCCCCGGAGUCCCCGGGUCCUGGAACCGGACCCCGACCUGGACCCGGAUCUCCACUGGAGCGAGGGGCCGCGGGAAAGCCAGAGGGUCCCGGGGGACAGCGGGAGGGUCCUGGAGGAGAGCGAGAGGGUGGCCGAGUACGAGUCCGGUGCGGAGUCGGCGUGUAGUCUCGAAAGCACGGCCGCCUCGCUGUCCAUCACCGUCAAGACCUCCAGGGACUCCCAGGUCAGCGUCUCCCUCUCGCCCAGCAGGGCCCAGGGGAUCCCUUCUCCGGAGCAGAAACCUCGACGGAUGGUCGAUCGCGCCACGCAGACUGAUUCCGAACGGGAUCCGUAUCACAGACAGUGUCGACUUCCCUUGCGGUACAGGAGCCAGGGUCGACCACGUGUCCAGCCUCUGAACGAGCGACCCAAAUGGGGUGUCAACAGACCGGGCGUCCGCUACAUCAAGCAGAGCGAGAAAGAUCCUCACUACCAGAAAUGGCGACGGCGACGAAUCAGCUCAGAGACCAACAAAUCACCCUCAACGUCACCGACGAGGAGGAUAUAUGGCUGUGAAUCAAAUGCGGAGAAUGCGAUCUCCGGCGAGAAAAACACGAUCGUAACACGCGAGACGUACGGGAGGAACCAGGAUUCGAGCGAGGAGGGCAGCACUUAUUAUUCAAGACCUCGAAUCAUCGAAAGAGAUGAUUAUGGAGGGUCAGCAACGAGUAUACGAGCAGAGAAUCAACAAAAAAAUAAGUCAAAUAGUUGCUCAGAGCCCUGUCUUACAUCAGAAUUCCGCACCCAGUCCCGAGAAAGAGGUGGAAGCAGUAUGUAUUCCCGAAUACCACCGUCUACCCAUCACAGAGAGGGCAAAGAGAGGACCAGACGAGCCCCUGGCCUUUAUAGGAAUCACUCUCCUUUGUCGUCCGACGGAUCGCUAUAAAUUAAAAUCAAAGUUACAUCUCAGGGUACCUGAGAUUUUCUCCCUUGACGGAGCAAUGCGCCUCUAAUUCCUGUGAGGAAGUGAGGGUUAGUGAAAUAAGCCCCCCCCCCCUUAGUUUUUAGGUAUAAUUCCAAAUGUGUAAGUGUCUGAAAGCGCAAACCCCAAAAGCGCAAAAUAAAUCGACCUAGGAUAGUACUGUAUGCGACGAAUACCGAUGAAAUAUCGUAACGCCUGGCUGUAACUAUUCGGGCUCCACGGAUGUCCGUGUCGCAUACACACGGGAGUGAAGGCGUUUUUAUUCUCCGCGCACUUAGCUUUUAACGCGUGACACGGCGGCGGCGAACUGUGAUGCGAGGAUCCAAAAUGACAACUUGCAUUAAAUUCCACGUUUAUACUACAAAUAAGUCUCCAGGGCACGAAUUGGACAUGAUUGUCUUGUGUGCUUCAGUUUUGAUAUCGCGAUGCGUGGAGUAUGUUUUGAAGAGCGAAUUUUCAUGCCCACGAAAUGUUUUCGUGAAAUAAACGAAAAAUUGAAGGCGCUCCGUCCUUUUUGAUCCUCGCAGUACUGUCCGCCGUUGAGUUGCUGUGUAGAGGGCUAAUCAAAACGCCUUCAUUUACGUGCGUAUGCAACACGGACAUCCGUAGAGCCCGAAUAGUUGCAUCCAGGGGUUACAAAAAAAUUAGCUUAUUUAUCGCAUGCGAUAACAUCCGAGGGUGACUCACUUGUUUUUCAUAAACAUCAACUUGACUGAAGCGUUGCCUAUUGUACCGAUGAAGUAAAAAUCACCGAUUUUUAUCAUGACGUCAUUGUUAUUAUUUUUUUUAAGGCCUAAAGUUUUAACGUGAAAUCUCAGGUAAGGCGUUGACAAAUAUAAAAUCUUUGUUUCUUUCUAUAUUUUCUUAUUUUUAGGUAUUUGCGCUUUUGGGUCAUGCGUUCCUGACUUUAGGAGUUUGUGCCUUCAAACAUUUGCGCUUUUGAGAGUGCCGUCCGGCCGGUAAGUGGCACAAUUCCGAGUAGAAUUCGCUUUAAGGAUUGUGGCAGUAAGAAACCUGAAGUAUAGUUAAACAUGUUCAAAGGGAAUUUUGGAGGCGCUUAAAAGCAAUGACUGUUCGAAAGUCCUUGAAAAGUGUUAUAAUUGACGC
Molecule: messenger RNA, 3255 nt
Organism: Bemisia tabaci
Lineage: Eukaryota; Metazoa; Arthropoda; Insecta; Hemiptera; Aleyrodidae
Biological process (GO): cilium assembly
Cellular component (GO): microtubule; cilium
Molecular function (GO): microtubule binding
Source: RefSeq, a predicted model, not a curated record